Messenger RNA from Scomber japonicus (chub mackerel), 2212 nucleotides. Its product is annotated as E3 ubiquitin-protein ligase TRIM62-like. The coding region runs from base 9 to 1598 and encodes 529 amino acids. Gene Ontology annotation, molecular function: zinc ion binding. The transcript has 2 exons. NCBI's taxonomy places the organism in Eukaryota, Metazoa, Chordata, Actinopteri, Scombriformes, Scombridae. The record is from RefSeq and is a predicted model, not a curated record.
CAUGAGCCAUGGCGUCUGAUCUGUACUCAGAGGAUUUGACUUGCUCCAUUUGUCUGAAUAUCUUCACUGAUCCGGUGACUCUGCUCUGCGGCCACUCUUUCUGCAGAUCAUGUAUUACAGCUGUUCUGAACAUACAGCAACAUUGUCCACACUGUCGGACAGCUGUUCUCACAAAAUCUCUUCCAACCAGCCAUAUUUUGAAAAGCCUCGCUGAAAAGGCUAAAGAAGCCGUGAAGAUAAAGCCAGUUCGCACAAGUGAGACAGCAGAGGUGGCUGAAGGGUUGUGCCCUGAACAUGAUGAAAAGCUGAAACUGUUCUGCAUCACAGAUCAGCGGUUAACUUGCAUCAUAUGCCGCGAUGGGGAGAAGCAUGAAGGGCACAAGUUUAAACCAAUCAAAGAAGCAGCUGCAGCUGUUAAGCAUGAGAUUGAAAAGGCCAUACAAACCAUUUCUGCUGAUAUCCAUGCCAUAGGGAGCCAAGCCAACUCACAGAGGGAAGAAAUGACAAAAACCAGAACAAAAUCUAAUCAGCUGAUGACCCAAAUACGUACCCAGUUUGAGGAUAUGCACCAGUUCUUAAGAAAUAGAGAAGAUGAGAUAAAGAAUGAGCUGAAACACAAAGAGGAAGAUGAUGUUCAGAAAAUGAGCAAGACCUUAAAUGCUAUGGAAACAGUUUUGUCUGAGAGCAGAGAGCUGGAGGGAAAAGUGUCAUCAGUUCUGGAAAUUGCCGACCCUGAGAAGUUCUUAAAGAGCUGGUCUGAGGAUUACAGAAUGACUCCAGAACAUUUAUUCAGGCCCAGAGCAGGUGAUCUGCAAGUGGUGAAUACCUCUCUUUAUCUGGGGCCUUAUGAAAGUCACCUACAGUUCUUCAUGUGGAAGGAGAUGCUUCAACUGAUCAAGCCCCGAGAAGAACGGCUGACACUCCAAAGCAACAGUGCAAAUAUAACUGUGUCUGAUGAUGGGAGAAGUUUGUUUUGUAAUACCAAUCCAAAAACUACCAAAGCUGCAAAAUCCAAAUAUCCAAAUUUCUCAUUUGGAAAUCAAUCUGGCUUUUCUUACUCCAACACAGAAUCUGACCAAUUUGCAUUCCAUGAUUUGUAUGGCUCCAACAGAGGAUUCAGCUAUUCCACCAAAGCCUCCAGUCCUUUUGGUGGAAACAAACCCUCCACUGGUUUUACCUUUGGCGUAGCAUCUGGCACCCACACAUCUCCUGGACAGCGUGAUGGUGUUCAUUUCCCAUCUUCCUCAAGCAAAGACCAUGUAGUCAGUGUUAACAAGUUCACCUCAGGGCAGCAUUACUGGGAAAUAGAGGUUGGACAAAGAAACUAUUGGGAACUAGGGGUAAAAGAUCAUUUCUUAAAAUACGAUGGCCAAAAAUAUACCACCUGUAGUCCAAAUAAAUACACAGAGAUAGGGUUAGGAGGUAGACCUCAAAAGAUUGGGGUUUACCUAGACUGCUCAUCCAAGAAGCUCUCUUUCUGUAAUGGAGACAACAUGACAUAUAUUCACACUAUGAGUUUUAAGCCCAUGUCCAUGCCAGUAUCAGCAUAUUUUAACAUUACAGCAGACUGUAACCGCCUGACAGUGUGCUGGUACUGAGGUGCGGCAUAAAAAAAUGGGCCAACAGGAAAUCAUUAGGCCUUUGUGAACAUAGGUUUACAACCAUGCCAAUAGCUCUGUUUAGGCUGUGCCAAUGUUUAAUCAUGUUUUCCAUGUUUUUCCAUGCAGACACAUUUUGUAGCUGUUACUACAAAGGACUUCACAAAAAUAUUACAUCAAACAUGAUUAAACAGCAGUUGCUUCUUCCUAAUGCUUCCUUUACAGGUGACAUGCAAUAUAACAAAUAGCAAAAUCGCAUCUAAAACACAUGAUCUUUUCCAGUGUAUUUUUUCAGUGUCUAUUGAAUGUUUCAGAUAUAGUAUUGCUUGUGUAUAGUACUUGUGGUUAUGGUGUUUAGAGUACCAGCUAGAUAAACUGAAUGAUUUUUUUUAUGUUAAUGAUUUAUUCUGAACUUUGCAAUUUGUGACAUCAUUAUUUCUUUUGUGAAAGUGUUUUUUAUCAGUCAUUGAAGUUAGAUGAUUCCAUGUUUUCUGAUCACCACUGGAGGGCAGAGUUGUCCAGAGUUUGUUAUCAGGUGUCACCUGACCUCUGCUGUGUGAGGCUGGUGUAUUGCUGUCAGUCUCAGGCUUGAUUUAAUCAGUUUACAGUGUGUU